Ipomoea nil (Japanese morning glory) is the source of this 2130-nucleotide messenger RNA. RefSeq lists its product as uncharacterized. NCBI's taxonomy places the organism in Eukaryota, Viridiplantae, Streptophyta, Magnoliopsida, Solanales, Convolvulaceae. The transcript is spliced from 6 exons. The record is from RefSeq and is a predicted model, not a curated record. Bases 227 to 1801 code for a protein of 524 amino acids.
ACUUUUGCAAUUCUCACAGAAAGCAGGGAUCAUUUUCCUUUUAUUUUUCACAUAGGGUUUUUGGAUUAUUCAAUUCUUCCUCUACUUGAAAUCCAAUUAAUUUGAUCCCCAAUUACUCUUCUCGGUCCUCUGAAUUUCAGUUCUCGUUCACAAUUUCAGUUUUCAGUUUGCUUUCGGGAAACUUGAUUUUGGUUCGCUUGUUCAGUCGAUUAAGUCUUUAGUGGAAAUGGCAUCGUUUGGGGCAGUGAAACUGGAGAUCGAGGACCCUCUUGAAGACCAGCAUGCACCUCUCAGUAAACGAUCGAGGCUUUCUGGUUCUUCCUCGUUGUCAUCUGAUCAGUGGAGCAAUGGAAGCAAUGAAUUCCAAAUCCCACCUUCACAAUACAAUCCACUUGAUGAGCCAAGCCCCUUGGGUUUGAGGCUGAGAAAGAGCCCAUCACUGUUGGACUUGAUCCAGAUGAAACUCUCACAAAGCAAUGCUUCACCCAUGUUGCCUACUUCAAGUGAUCAAACCUCUGGAAGCAAGAAGGAAGAACGGGGUUCAUCUACUUCAAGUGGAACUGAUAAAUUGAAGGCCUCAAAUUUCUGUGGUUCACUUCUAAAGAUAGGCUCCUGGGAGUAUGUGUCAAGAUAUGAAGGUGAUUUGGUUGCAAAGUGUUACUUUGCUAAGCAUAAAAUUGUUUGGGAAAUUCUUGAGGGUGGGUUGAAGAGUAAAAUUGAGAUACAGUGGUCUGAUAUUAUGGGCUUGAGAGCAGACUGUCCUGAUGAUGCUCCGGGCACUUUAACUGUUGUGCUGGUUCGACAACCCCUUUUCUUCAGGGAAACUAAUCCACAGCCCAGGAAGCACACUCUUUGGCAAGCAACAACAGAUUUUACUGAUGGACAGGCUAGCAUAAAUAGGCAACACAUCCUACGGUGUCCACCAGGUGUCUUGAAUAAGCAUUUUGAGAAGCUGAUAAUGUGUGAUACACGACUUCUCUUUUUGAGUCAGCAGCCUGAAAUAUUAAUGGAUUCACCAUAUUUUGAGUCUCAACCUUCUCCUGUUGAAAACUCUAAUGACCUCAAAGACCAUGGUUUAAAUCUACUUUCUUCUGCUAAAGGAUCUCCUACCACAGGUGUCCAAAGUAUAGCAUCAUCACCAGCUGCAGGACAAUCUUCUAUAAGUUUCGAACAAGAUCUCCUCAAUGUAGCUCCUGAACAUUCUUCCAAGGAUGCUCCUUCUCCCAGCUCAGUGAUGGAUACCCGUGCAAUUGAAGGGAAUGGAAGAAAUCUCAAAGGAAAUGAUUCUCUACGGCGAGAAUGCUGGGAACAAUUGAAAGUGACUGGACUUCGCCCAUCAAUGUCAAUGACUGACCUUGUAAACCAUAUAGGAAAUUGUAUUUCGGAACAGGUAAACUCGGGGAAUAUGCAUUCCAACCAGGCAUCAGAGUGUCAGGGCAUACUGGAGAACAUUGCUCAUAUUUUGAUGAGCGAUAAUCAAUCUGCAGCAGCAGCAGCUUCGGAUGAGAAAUGUCUGAUGAAGAAGGUGAAUUCCCUUUGCUGUCUCUUGCAGGAUCCUGCCACAAUUAACAAUGCCCAGGUUGAUGAAGAAAAACAUUUUGGAGUAGUGGCCGCCUCACAUGAUGAGGAGGAGGCUAAGACUGGGAGCGGGAGCAUGAUGUGUGGUGGAGAGGACAGUAGGCAGGCGGCAAGCAUCCCAAGGAGAGACUCGUUUGCUGAUUUGUUGUUUCAGCUUCCGCGCAUUGCUUCUCUUCCGAAGUUUUUAUUUGACAUUGCCGAAGAUGAUGGAAACCAACCCUGAUGUUGAUGCUGAUAAUCUCGGAAAGAAAGACAGGUGUGGUAUUCGGAAAUUUAUUUUGAUGAAGAAUCCCCCUUCCUUAGAUUGGCUUUCCGUGCAUGAUGCGAUGCAUGACUUGUUGUUCCUGUUGUACUAUUUAUUAUUGUUUUAUUGUUAAGUGUAUACAAUACAAUACACUGUAAAUUGAUUACAUUACCUUCAGGGCAAGUCCCCUUCAGGCGUAGGAACAAUAAUUUCAGUCGAUGUUUUCCUCGUCAGGAAUCAGUGUUAGACUGUUAGCUACCAAUUUAUUGACUCACUCAAAACAUUAAUAUAUACUCCAAUCCGUCUCA